Molecule: messenger RNA, 2391 nt
Organism: Lachancea sp. 'fantastica'
Lineage: Eukaryota; Fungi; Ascomycota; Saccharomycetes; Saccharomycetales; Saccharomycetaceae
Source: the annotation of a GenBank genome assembly
AUGACAUCAACUAGAGACCAAAGUCGUCACCAAUGGCUGGGGUCCAACAACGACAGUGACUUGCUCAAUUUGGACAAUGCAGAAUCAGCAGGUCUGGAUUUAGGCCUUGGGCAAACACUCGAGCCCAAAAACUUCGACCCUUUGAAUCUAGAGAUCCCAGAUGUAGAGCUGGCAAACCUUUUCCCAAGCAGCUACGAAGACAUCGACGAUUUUUUGACGCAGGAGUUGAAAGAUCUCGAUAUUCCUAUGAUACCGCAGAGGUUGAAUACAAAUACAAAUGGCCAUGCUGAUUUAAGUUCUCCGGCGCGGUGCGAUACGGGCUGGAACCGUGACAUAAACCUGCCAUUGGGAACCCCGCAAAAGUCUCACAAACGUGGACCCAGUGGAACCGCGAUCUUUGGCUUUGCAAACCACAACAAACAACUCAGCCUUACGAAAAACAAUUUUGACGAAAACACACUCCAUGGCACAAGCCAAGCUCGGGCUCCGAAUUCCUCUUACGACGCUGCCAUUGCCGGUAGGGAGUAUCAGGCUCAAAACAACAAUUUGAAUUCAUUGAUCUUGAAGCAGCAAGAAGAACUGAGACUGGCUCUCGAAAGGCAACAAGUAAUGAAUGCACAAUUGGAAGAACAACUCAGAAGCAGCCAACGCCAACAGCAGCAACUACAAAUGGCAUUGAAAGAGCAGGAGUACGCUGCACAGCAUCUAGCGGUUAAUGUUUCUCCCGCCAAAACCCCAUCAUCAAGAACAUCGCAUCUUGGAGAAGACGGUAAAAACAUAAUUGUCACAAGCAAUAGCAAAUCCGGUGGAUACAAGUUUCCAGCUCAGCAACGUCUGCAGAAACCUAUCGUCAACACAUCAAAAAAUGGUGUCAUAUCGCCUGUCUCAGGUACAUCCAUGAACGGCUCGCCUAAUAGGAAAAACUGCGACACACGGCAUAAUCCGCAACCGCUAAAUCUCAAUACGCUAAACAACUUUAGCGAUAGUGGAGAAGAUUAUUCUAGUCCUGAAAACUAUUUUGGUCCUACAAAUUUGAACCCCAAGGUCUCCGUAGAGACCGUUCAGAGGAUGAGCAAGUAUUUUGAACAGGUUAAUGCCAAAAAUGCAACAAAUGCGAGCGGGCGUCUUGAAAAUACCAAUCCAAUAACGCCACAGAAUAGAAUACUUGUGGGUGGGAUGUCCUCAACUUCGUCCUCACCACGAGCAAGUCAUCAUCGAGCAAAAGAAUCCAUUUCGUCUAGCGCCUCAACUAUUCCCCAGUUAUGCGACGAUGAUGAUCGCCAUAAUCAUGUCUCUGGUUCGACGAACAGAGGUUCGAUUGGGUUGGGUAUUCGACCUGGUAACGAGGUUCCCAAAAGAAAAUACCUAUUGAAUAGACCACCACCAUUAGAACUUUUACCAACCAUACCUGGAUCUUCCGAAAACACACCAAUGAACAAAAAACAUCCUGGAAGCGUCAGCUCCGCAGGCCUUCCUCAAAAACACGUUUUUCAACAUACUCCUACGAAAGCUACAAUUGAUCCCAGCAAUGUGUCAUAUUCCAGCUCUAGGUAUCCAGCCAGUAGACCUGUGUUCAAAACAUUGAAUGAGGACCUGAGGCCGCCAAGUGAGCAUGAGAGAGACCACGAAGACGAGGACGGCGAUGAAGGACCAGAGAGUGAGUUCAAGUACGCCCAAACACCUUCGCCCAUAUUAAGAUCGCAAGGCCGUUUCGAGGAUUCCAGUCCUUAUCUUGACCAUGAGCAGCACUAUGAGGAUAAUUGUGGACAAUAUGAUGAUGCAGGAGAAUUUCAUCCAGAUCAUGACCAUUUGUCUCACAACUGCAGUCCGCUGAAGAUCACAAAAAAACCUACCACUUUGCCACCUGGUGAGAUUGACAGAUACGUUCAAGAACUUUCAGAUAAAAGCUUCGAAUGUCUUUAUCCCGGUUGUGGAAAGACUUUCAGAAGACGCUACAACAUUCGUUCACAUAUACAGACACAUUUGGAAGACAGGCCUUACAUUUGUGACUACGAGGGUUGUGACAAAGCAUUUGUACGAAAUCAUGAUCUGGUAAGGCACAAGAAGAUUCAUGCCGAAAAGUCCUUUGCGUGCCCUUGUGGUAAAAAAUUUGUACGUGAAGACGCACUCAUUGUUCACAGAUGCCGGAUGAUAUGUGUGGGGGGUAAAAAAUUCAACAAUGUUGUCAUAAAGAAAUCGCCCAGGCGGCGAGGUAGGCCUAGGAAAGAUGGCACAUUUAGUGUCACCAGUAGCCCUGUUAAGGAUUCCAUUACUCGCCAUAACAACGGAACAAUCGCUCUACAGAUGGAGGAGCAACUUCAGCGAGACAUGAUCGAAAAUGGGCUUCUAAGGCCCACUUACUCGAACAGAGGUGACUGGUCCGAGCGAUAG